Nothoprocta perdicaria is the source of this 2536-nucleotide messenger RNA. It is a transcript of the gene CHUK, whose product is annotated as conserved helix-loop-helix ubiquitous kinase. Gene Ontology annotation, biological process: tumor necrosis factor-mediated signaling pathway; peptidyl-serine phosphorylation; positive regulation of transcription by RNA polymerase II. Lineage: Eukaryota; Metazoa; Chordata; Aves; Tinamiformes; Tinamidae. The coding region runs from base 46 to 2247 and encodes 733 amino acids. The transcript has 19 exons. The record is from RefSeq and is a predicted model, not a curated record. Gene Ontology annotation, cellular component: cytoplasm; IkappaB kinase complex. Gene Ontology annotation, molecular function: IkappaB kinase activity; ATP binding.
GCGGCGCUGCGCGGGCAGCCCGCGGGCGCCUGCGGGCCGUGGGACAUGCGCGACCGCCUGGGCACGGGCGGCUUCGGCAACGUGUGUCUCUACCAGCACCAGGACUCGGGCGCCAGGGUGGCCGUCAAGUCCUGCCGGCUGGAGCUCAGCGUCAAGAACAAGGAGCGCUGGUGCCACGAGAUCGACAUCAUGAAGAAGUUGAACCAUCCCAACGUGGUAAAAGCCUGUGAAGUCCCCGAGGAGAUGAACUUCCUCGUGAACGACGUUCCCCUGCUAGCAAUGGAGUAUUGCUCSGGGGGCGACCUCCGCAAGGUAAGCUCUGCCCUGCCUCGACAAGGCGCCAGCUUUCCCAGCUCUCUUGUCCUGACGUUGCUCAUCCGGUCUGGUAUUCAGUAUUUGCAUGAGAACAGAAUUAUACACAGAGAUUUAAAGCCUGAAAAUAUUGUUCUUCAGGAUGAAGGUGGGAAGGUGGUGCACAAGAUCAUAGACCUGGGGUAUGCCAAGGAUCUGGAUCAAGGAAGCUUGUGCACGUCGUUUGUUGGAACGUUGCAAUAUCUGGCGCCAGAGCUCUUUGAGAACAAAUCCUACUCCGUUACAGUCGAUUACUGGAGCUUCGGGACGAUGGUGUUCGAGUGCAUCGCGGGCUUUAGACCCUUCCUGCACAACCUGCAGCCGUUCACCUGGCACGAGAAGAUCAAGAAGAAGGACCCAAAGCACAUCUUUGCUUCGGAAGAGAUGAACGGGGAGGUGCGAUUCAGUGCCCACUUGCCGCAGCCCCACAGCCUCUGCGGUUUAAUUGUAGAGCCCAUGGAAAGCUGGCUGCAGCUGAUGCUGACCUGGGAUCCGCAGCWGAGGGGCGGAGGCGUCGAGCCCGAAACCGGCCGUCCCAAGUGUUUCCUCAUCAUGGAUCACAUCCUCAACCUGAAGAUAGUUCACAUCCUAAACAUGACCUCUGCAAAGAUCCUCUCGUUCCUCUUGCACCCCGAGGAGAGCCUUCACUCGCUUCAGAUGCGCAUCGAGUACGAAACGGGAAUAACCACCGGCAACCAGGAGCUGCUGCUGGAGACGGGGAUUUGCCUGGACCCCCGGAAACCCGCCUCCCAAUGCGUUAUCGAGGGUGUAAGAGGCUGGGAUAGCUACAUGGUGUAUUUGUUUGAUAAAAGCAGAACCGUCUACGAGGGCCCCUUUGCAUCUCGAAGUCUGUCUGACUGUGUAAACUACAUUGUCCAGGACAGUAAAGUGCAGCUGCCCGUGUCCCAGCUGCGCAAGGUGUGGGCGGAGGCCGUGCACUACGUGAUCGGGCUCAAGGAAGACUACGGCCGCCUCUUCCAAGGCCAGAGAGCCGCCAUGCUGAGUCUCCUUCGAUACAACGCCAACCUGAUCAAAAUGAAGAACAACAUGGUGUCGGCGUCUCAGCAGCUGAAGGCAAAGCUGGAGUUCUUUCAUCAGAGCAUCCACCUCGACCUGGAGAGAUACAGCGACCAGAUGGCUUAUGGCAUCUCUUCAGAGAAGAUGCUCAAAGCCUGGAAGGAGAUGGAAGAGAAGGCCUCUCAGUGUGCACAGGCUGAAGAUAUUGGCUAUCUAGACGAGCAGAUCAUGGCUCUGCACACRGAGAUCGUCGAGCUGCAGAAGAGUCCGUACGCGAGGCGCCAAGGAGAGGUCAUGGAGAACUUGGAACAGAGAGCCAUMGACCUGUACAAGCAAUUAAAAACGAGGCCUCCAGAUCAUGCCUACAGCGACAGCACGGAUAUGGUGAAGAUCAUUGUGCAAACAGUGCAGAGCCAAGACCGAGUUCUCAAGGAGCUCUUUGGUCAUCUCAGCAAGCUGCUGGGCUGUAAGCAGAAGAUUAUCGACUUGCUGCCAAAGAUUGAGGUCGCUCUGAAUAGCAUCAAGGAAGCCGACAACUCGGUGAUGCAGAUGCAGGGCAAAAGGCAAAGGGAAAUAUGGCACUUGCUGAAAAUCGCCUGUACUCAGAGCUCUUCCCGAUCGCUGGUAAGUGCCAGUCUGGAAGGGACAGCAUCGAGUGCAGCAGCCACGUGGCUCCCCCAGAGCUCAGCAGGCCAUGUCGCUCAUCCUCUUUCAUCCAUGGCAGCUGCUGAAGAUGGGGAAACGUUUGCCCAUGUGAUAGAGGAGAAUCUAAAUUAUCUUGACCUCUUCAGCAGUAUUUUGCAGGAGGCGAGACAGGAGCAAAGCAACAGCAUGAUGGUAAGUCUGCUGACUGUAAUUCCGAGGACCAGGAUUUUUUAAAGAGUCGUAAUGGGGUCCUCAGGGGGUGUAAAGAACUCCUGAAACAGGGUUAUUUGUGGUAAGCCGUUGUGAAAGGCAUACGAGGUCUCUCACCACCSCCCAACCAGGACUCUCCUAACAAACUGGUCCUUCUCGAAAGUAGCACCUGGGAAAAUAAAGUUGGCUGAGGGGUCYUCAUGAUGGGUUGGGCUGCUCUUUUUUGGGACCUUUCUCGGCAAACUGCUCAUGCCUUCAACUAGAAGGUUCUCCCUUGGAUCCUGGCACUGAAGUGGGAAGAGUCCUCCACUUC